CUAAUCCAUUUAUUAUUAUGUAGCUGGUUACGUAACUGGAAAAAAUUCAUUUUCCUCCUAAACGAAUUUCCCGUAUUCAAGUAGGUAGUGUACAUAUACAUAAGCCGUUGUAUCACGGAGCGGAGCGGAGCUGCUGCCCGGUUUGAUCAUCGCAUAUCCUUAUAUCAUUCCUUCGUCAUGUUGGAGUGGGCAUACAGCGGUGUAAAUGCUUCUGUGCCUCGCAAUGUCGGUCCUGAAUGUGCAGAAUAUUUAACGCCAGCGCGAAGAAUUGUAGAAACAAUAGCAGCUACAAUUUUAGUCGCAGUCACUGUGAUUUGGGGUUUGAAGCGAAUAACUCUGCCCAAACCUUCACCAUAUGUGAAUCAAGACAGAGUUGGCAAACGAGUAUUACUGAUAUUCAUGUCGCUCAUUCUUGGGAUGGAGAUUGGCUUCAAGUUUUCCAGCAGAACUGUGAUUUAUUUAUUGAAUCCUUGUCACGUAACAACAGUGAUGCAGUUGUACUUGUUGGCUGCUGAACCUAGUCAAACUGUUACUGCUAUUUUUCGAAUACAUUUAAAUCUAUUAAACGGACCACUUCUAGCUUAUUUAUUCCCGGAAACCGCAUCUAGACAGAUAUUUGUGGAUAAAGCAAUAUACUAUAUCCAACAUGGUUUGAUGGUUGUAAUUCCAUAUUACUUACUACGGCUUGGAGGAUCAUAUAAUGUUGAGCCGUUGUCUGAUUUGAGUUGGUCAGUUCUGAGCUAUGGAUUAAAUCUAGCUUACCACUUUUGGAUCCUGCAGGCAUUUGCAUUGCCUGCACAAGUGAAUUUGAAUCAUAUGUUGUGCCCAGCCGUUUUGGAUCCGUUUGAAGGUCAAAAUUAUCGAGUUUGGGCAACGAUUCAUCAGUUUCUACUCUGCCCUAUACUUUGUAAAUUAUUUUGUUUUGUAUCUAAUUUUUUACUCACACAGUUUCCUGUUACUAAAGUUAAGAAAUCACUGGAGUUCCCAAUACAACGUUCAGUUCUCAGUGAUGAUUGUCUAUAUAAACCAAAAGGUAGUGACUCUUCUCUCCAAAUUGGCCGCGAAAAUGGUCAUACACACGUAGAUUAAACUUGGCUCAGGUUUUCUGAAUAAGUUUUGACUAGGUGCAUUGCAAUAAUGUUAUGUGGAUCAUAACAUUUAUUUAUAUCGCUCAGCGACAUGUCACAGGUAUACCGUACAAAAGUACCAAGACUAUCUGGACAAUGAUUAAUUUUGCAUAACCCCAAUUUAGUUUGUACAAUGAACUCAUUAUGAAGAACCUUUGAUCUUGAUUAUAACAUAGAUCUGUAACUCAAUUAUAAUUUUACUAUUGAAAACAAAAUAUUCGUAUUAUGAUCUGAUAAUUUUAGAUCUGUUUGCUGGUACAGUAAGUAUUAUUUUUGAAAACAUUCAAUUAAAAUAUCAAGUCAUUGUGCUUCAUCAUUUGGUUUGUUUGGAAUGCCUAUCAUACUACUGAUUUUAUUUUAUCCUUGUAAUUAAUAGAAAUCUCUUGAAACUGACAAGUUGUGUUUGAAGAAAUAAAGAUUGAAUCAGCCACACUAGCUCGUAACACAUUGUGUGAUAUUUUUUACAAAAAUCAAGCAUUCAACCAUUUAUUAUUUAUACAUAUUUUUAAAGCAUGAAGAUGUUGAUUUUUUAAUUGUUGUUCACUUGCGCAAAUCGAAAUAUUACAGCAAUAAUUAAAAAAUACAAAUUAGAUAAGUACGGAUUAUUGAUUCAGUGGGAAAUUUAUCAUAUCCAAUAGAAGUUGUAUUUCCAAUUUGCGAAAUGAAUUUAAAGUACUAUACUAAGCAAAUUCAGUUGAUUUGAAAACUUCUACCCCUUUGAACAAAUUAUUUUUAUUGCUGUACAAUGAAUGUUACAACAAAUAUUUAUUGAAAAUUCACAUUAUAAGUACCGACUGUAUUCUCACGGUCACUGGGCAUUGAGUUUUCAUGUAAUCUAAAGUUAUAAUUAUUGUACAAAGCUGUGAUCAAUCCAAGCCUAUAUUUCUUGGAAUUUCGCUUGAAUAUAACUCUAGCGGAAAGGUAGAACUAAUCAUGAAUUACAAAAUAAGUUUCAUUUUGAUCUAUUGCGUGUAUCGCGGCUUUAGUUCUUGCAAAGUGCAUUAUGUCAAAGCAUGCAAGAUGUACCAAAUGCCGACUUAGAAGCCUAGUUAUCAAAAGCCAAAGAUAAGGUGAUCUUCAAUAAAUCCGAUGUUGAGAUAAGUAUCUUGCCAUAUAUAGGCUUGGAUAACGAAAUAGGAUAAUUCCUUUAGAAUAGGGUAUUCCUACUAGAAAUAUAAAUAAGGAUAAAGAUACUGAGAACUUUAAUUAGUAAGAAUUGAAAUCCUUACUACUACUUCAUAUUCAAAAUAAUGUAUCAAAUGUAAAUUACAUAAACAAGGAUAUAUAAGUUGUUGAUCUUAGGUAAAGUUGAAACGAAAUUAGUAGUUUAUUCACUAGUCACUAUUCUCCUAGUCUGUGAUUAGCCAGCAUUGAAUAUCGCUGGAUGAAUUUUCAAUUUGACAUUUUAUAGACUGGCAUAAUUUCACAAACCCUCUUAGCACUGUAUUUGGGGGUGCAUAGAAAUUAAUGAACAUGGUCAUUAAAAAAGACGAUGAACUCAGCCACAUGUAGAUAUAUUCCUAUACUACUGAAAAUGAAUGUAGGUGAAUACUUUACCCAAUUAGUCAGCAAACUGCUGAUUAUAUUGAUUAAUUCUUAUUUAAAAAAAUAUGUGUAAAGAAUUAACAAUUUCAUUUGUCUGUUGCACCAGAAGUUGAAUAUUUGUAACACAUUUC
Messenger RNA from Diprion similis, 2803 nucleotides. Its product is annotated as transmembrane protein 164. The record is from RefSeq and is a predicted model, not a curated record. NCBI's taxonomy places the organism in Eukaryota, Metazoa, Arthropoda, Insecta, Hymenoptera, Diprionidae. The transcript has 6 exons. Bases 178 to 1089 code for a protein of 303 amino acids.